Saccharomycodes ludwigii is the source of this 4956-nucleotide messenger RNA. RefSeq names its product putative serine/threonine protein kinase KIC1 (gene KIC1). Lineage: Eukaryota; Fungi; Ascomycota; Saccharomycetes; Saccharomycodales; Saccharomycodaceae. Gene Ontology annotation, molecular function: protein kinase activity; ATP binding. The coding region runs from base 1 to 4956 and encodes 1651 amino acids. Gene Ontology annotation, biological process: protein phosphorylation. The record is from RefSeq and is a predicted model, not a curated record. The transcript has a single exon.
AUGAGCCCAGAAAAAAUCAAUAACAUUUCCACCUUUCUCAAGAGAACCGAAGUUAUCGGAAGGGGUAAGUUUGGAAUUGUUUACAAAGGUUAUCAUGUUAAAACUAAACAAAUAUACGCUAUCAAGGUUUUAAAUUUGGAUACUCAUGAGGAAGAGGUUAAAGAUGUUCAAAUGGAAAUUCAGUUUUUAAGUAGUUUGAAAACUGUGCCUAAUAUUACACAUUAUUAUGGUUCAUUUUUAAAGGAAACCAAGUUAUGGGUCAUUAUGGAGUAUUGUGCUGGUGGCUCACUUCGAACCUUGCUGAGACCUGGAAAAAUUGAUGAAAAAUACAUUGGUGUUAUUUUACGAGAACUGUUAGUCGCAUUAUGCCAUAUACAUGCAGAUAAUGUUAUUCAUAGGGAUAUUAAAGCUGCAAAUGUCUUGAUUACCAACGAGGGAAAUAUAAAACUAUGCGAUUUUGGUGUUGCUGCUCGAUUGACACAAACUCGAUCCAGAAGACAGACUAUAGCCGGUACUCCCUAUUGGAUGGCCCCCGAAGUUAUUAUGGAAGGUGUUUUCUAUGAUACUAAGGCGGAUAUAUGGUCAUUAGGUAUAACUGCUUAUGAAGUGUCCACUGGUAACCCACCAUAUUGUGAGAUUGAAGCUUUAAGAGCAAUGCAGCUAAUUGCUAAAUCUAAACCACCCAGAUUGGAAGGAAGACAAUAUUCACCAUUGUUAAAGGAGUUCAUAGCAUUAUGUUUAGAUGAAGAUCCUCAAGAAAGGUUGUCAGCAGAAGAUUUGUUGAAGAGCAAAUUUAUCAAACAACAUAAAAGUUCACCAACUUCUAUUUUAAAAGAAUUGAUUUCCAGGUAUUUGUUUUAUAGAGAUAAACAUCGAAACACAAGCCAUAGAGAAAGUAUUAUGCUAGAUGAUAAUGAUAGUGUUGUAUCGAUAAUUACUAAAAAUGAAAAUUUAAACAACAACAAGAACAACAACAGUGAUGCUACUAACAUCACUACCAACAAUGAUAAAAGAAAAAAGAAGCAUAAUAAUAGUAAUCAAAAUAUCGAUGAUAGGGAUCAGAAGGGUAAUAAUGAGUUGCGACAAAAAAAUCAUUCAGCUUCCUCCUCUUACAAAAACAAUGAUGAGCAAGCCACAGAAAACAAUAACAAGAACGACACAGAGAUAGAUAUUAAAUGGGAUUUUGAUUCAUUGAGUUCUAGGGAAUAUGUCAUUGAAAAUGCUAUUCCAAUGGAUAGCAUACCAAAAGAGACUGGGUGGGAUAAUGACCUUGAGAAAUUAAAUUUUGCGUAUCCAGAUGAAGAGUUUAAUUAUGCAAACAAUGUUUAUCAUCCUAGCACGAUGAAAAAAACAUUUCCUAAUGGCGUGACCACAUUUACUACCAUUACCAACAGCAACAACACUGGUAAUAUCAAUAAUAGUAAUAUGCAUACACAGAAACCAGGCACUUUAUAUUCCAAGCAAAUCACCAUGCCAUACUCCUCAAGCACCAUUAACAAUACCAAUCAACCCAUUUCAAGCACGGCGGGUGCAACCCCCAGUGUUGAUAAGAUGAAUUUAUAUGAAUCGCAUAAAAAUAAUAUGAACAAUAAUACUAGUACACACACAGGAACUUUUAAUGUCAAUACAACUACUACCAAGGCACCUAGGCAAUUGAUGAUGUUAUUUGAUAAUGAUGAUGUUGAAGAGGUGAACAAUGGUAUUAAUGAUGGAAUUAUUCAGGAUAGACAUACGGAAAACCUUAACACUAACAUCAUGAACAACAAUACUAAUACUCCCGUUACUUCAACUAACGGCCAAUCCAUUUCUCAUGCUAACGAUAAUAUAUAUAACAGUAAUCUUUCAAGCAUUUAUGAUAAUUCCCAUCUAGUUUCGCCGCCUAAUAAACUUGGCAAUGAGGUGACAAAUAAACCAUUUAAUGCGUUACUGGCAUCUCAUAGUAAGAGUACGCCUAUAUUACCUACUUUAAUUACUAAGGAUUUAGAUAACAAUAAUCAUCAACACAAUCCUAAUGUCGCGACUAAUACAGAAACUGGAAUUGUUGAAAUUGAAAUACCAGAGGAACUACCAUUGUGUACUACUCCCGCUUUAUUACGAGCAUCCACACCAGUGACCACCAGCAGUGUUAUAAGUUCUAGCAACAAGAUAGCAGAAAUAUCGAAUGUAUCUAAUUCUAGUAAACGACAACAACCGUCAAUAUCAUUGCCACAGUCUACUACCUCUUUAUCUAGUACUGAUCAUGCUAUUAUGACUAAGCCAAGGUCCUCAACUAUCUCCGGAAUAAAUCCUAUCAAUCAACACAAUAAUUCCAAUUUUGGCAGUUUCCCCAGUAUAUCCACUGCUAAAGCAGCAGCUCUUCAUAGAAGGCCUACGUUUUCUGGAUUAUCCAGUAAUAAUGGUAACAGUGGGUUUAAUACUCCAACUAUAACGUCUCCACCCAACAUGAACAUCAACUUAAAACCUUUAACUAGCAUAACAUCUGCCACCACGGGAACAUCAACCAGCUUUACCAGUAAUUCUACCCACAAAAUAUCUCCUAAUAGACUACAGCCUACUACGCCUGUCGAUAGGUCGUUGUCAGUCAAUCAGUUACAUCGUAUUUCUCCAUCACAUGAUACCACUGUCAACACUAAUGGUACCUCCUUGACUGGCUCACCAUCUGCACCUCAACAUAUGAAAGCAGUUAAAUCAUUAAAAACCAAUUUGGAAAAUUCACACAUAAAUUACGGAGCUGGUAGCCCAAUGAUUGCUACAGGUUUAGCUGGCAAUACUGUUGUUGGUAGAGAUGAUAAAAACUCGAGUGCAUCCGUUGUUGUUGAAGAUAACAACAACAACAACAACAACAACAACAACAACAAUAACAACAACAACAAUAACAAUAAUAACCAUGCAAAUACUAGUAAUUCUGUUAACGAUAUAUUAAAUUCAUUAUUGCAGCCGAUGAACGAUAUAAAGAAUAAAUGUGAACAAGCACAACAACAGCCCGAAUAUGAUGCUAACAACCCUGCAGUUGCGCUUGAAGAUGAUAAUAAAAAGACCGGUGUUAAUUUGAAGAUUAACAACAGUCACACUGGUAGCAACCUUGACCAAGGCACUAGUAGGAUGAACAAUGAUUUUCGCAAAAAUUUUCCCGAUUUGAAAUUGCAAAUGCCAUCGCCCACAAUUCCGUUAACCUCCAAUAAACUAUUAUUACAGCAGCAUCAAGGAGAUAAUAAUAUUAGUACUGGGAUGAAUACAAAUGUUAAUCAAUUUGGAUUUAAUGUUAGUGAUACAAAUAAUUUACCCAUUGCAAUGACACCAUUGGGUGAUAAGGCUAAUAUUCCAUUAAAUGUAUGGUACGACGGUAAUUGUGCUAAUAGCAAUACAGAUACUAAUAAUAUAACUGGUGCCCCUGCAGUUCUAUCAGAUAAUAAAGAAGUUUUGGUAAAUGCCAAUGCUGCGAGUAACAAUAACUCAACAAUUGAUGCAAACACUAUGCCUGUUACAAACGGCCAUGCAGCUGAUGUUGGUGACAAUACCGUCAUUACUAAUAACUAUGGCAACACAAAAAAUAAGAUGAAAGAUAUCGGUAAUAAUGGCCAUAAUCAUUUCUUUAAUAUGAUGGUAAAUAAUGAGAACGUUAGUAGUAGCACUGGCCAUGGUGGCAUGAAUACAAAUAAUAUUCCUUCCAAUAUACUAGACAUACAGAAAUUAAGGAUAAAUAUGAGUGGGAAUAAUAGUGUUUCAAGUAAUGCUGUUACCAACUGUAGUAGUAUAAACUUGGAUAGCAAUAGCGUUAAUAAUGCUAAUGUUAAUGGUUCAACUAAUUCUAAUUUAUUGCACGGCUUCAAUAUAUCUGUUGAUUCGAUAUUACAAAAUAAUAAUAUUGGUACACCAACAGCCAUAGCUACUGGCAAAAAUAUUGGAGAUGAACAUAUUACCAAUACUAGCAACAACAAUAACAUAAAUAAUACUGCAGAUUUGCAACAGAAAUCGUUGAAUGAUAAAUCUUCAAUAGAAUAUAAUCCUAGUUCAACUACUAUAAAUACUAUGAAUACAGAUAAUAACACUAAUGAUGCUAGUAAUAUCACACCACUGGACCAAAUGGGAUACUGCAGCGAAGAGAUUUUUUAUGCCCCAAAUGGUAUAUUAAAUAUGGACGAAUUGUAUGUUGAACAUCCCAACGGGUAUUUUCAUAAUGAAUAUAACAUGGCUGAUGCAUUUAUUGAUCCUGAUAGUAAUAUUGACACGGAAGAUUAUAGAGAUUACAAUGAUACCACGCUGAAAUUUUUGGGUGAAAAAAGAAGGAGAAGAAGAAGGAGAAGAAGCAGAAGUAGUAGCAACAGUAGUAGCAGUGGUGGUAAUAACAAUGGUACUAAUAUUAAAAGUAAUGAAGAUAUGUUUUAUUACUAUUAUUAUUAUCACGACGAGCAAAGACAAAAGGGGUUAGUGUUAAAUGAGUUGAAUAUACUGUUGCAAAACUUUGAAAAUUCAUUGAAUGUUUUAGAUAAUGAAUUGAAAGAUUUUACUGAACAUUAUGACAAAGUUGAUAACGAUGAAAAUGAAGGUACACCAACUGAAAAAGAAAAAGGUGGGUGUGCUGAUGAAGUAAAUAAUAAUAUCGAGUCUGGGCAGAAUUCUAUUACAGGCUAUAAUAACAAUGGCGAUGAUCAUGAUUAUAGUACUGGAAUGGGAAAAGAGGAUCAUGAACAUAAAGUUAAAGACUCUGCCAAUAAUGGUAUUGGGACGUCGGUAACAAAUAUGACUGAUAGACAUAAUAAUAAUUACGGUAUUAAGAAUAUUGAAGGACAGGAAAUUAGUUACAAUAUUAAAAGUGGCAAUAAAAACAACAGUACUAGUAUUCACAAUAAUAGCACUACUAUUACUGGUAAUAAUCAUGUUAUUAACAGUAACAAAAGUACUAUAUCUUCUGCCAUUCCACAUUUAAUUUUAGAAGAAGACAUAAAUAAGAAAUGA